Podarcis muralis (Common wall lizard) is the source of this 3658-nucleotide messenger RNA. The record is from RefSeq and is a predicted model, not a curated record. NCBI's taxonomy places the organism in Eukaryota, Metazoa, Chordata, Lepidosauria, Squamata, Lacertidae.
AUGGCCCGGUUCACACAACAUGCUAAGCCAAACAGUUGGCUACCUCGUGGUUCCAGCCGAGGAGGAGGCACAUUCCUCGGAGGAUUCAUCGUGAACAAAUUUAAGCUGCGCUGUUCGGGGAUUAUCAAGUUCUGUUUGUUUUGCACCAUGUCCAGCUUGCUGGCCAUUUUCAUCUUUUUCAUCGACUGCCCCAACAUGCCCAUGGCUGGAGUGACACAGAUGUAUGACAGAAGCAUCUUACCCGAAGGCCACCUCAACCUGUCCUCCCCUUGCAAUGUGGAGUGUGAUUGUCUGCGAGAGAUGUACAGCCCCGUGUGUGGAAAUGAUGGAAUCAUGUAUUACUCCCCCUGCCACGCAGGAUGCAAGAAGGUUUCAACCAGCCACGACAGCGGAAAAAAGGUUUACCACGAGUGCAGCUGUAUACUUGAUGCUCCCGCUGCAUCUGGCUUGGCGACUGCAGGAAAGUGUACCUCCUCAUGUGAGAGAAGGAACCUCCUCCUGCUUUUCAUGUUUGUGGUGAUCCUCUUCACAUUCCUGAGCAGCAUUCCUGCUCUGACGGCCACUUUACGGUGUGUUUCAGACAGGCAGCGAUCGUUUGCUCUGGGGAUCCAAUGGAUUGUAGUCCGGACACUUGGUGGUAUUCCAGGACCAAUUGCUUUUGGUUCGAUGAUUGACAGGUCGUGUCUCCUUUGGCAGAACCAGUGCGGUGAACAAGGAUCGUGCUAUGUCUACCAGAACUUUGCUAUGAGUCGAUACACCCUGGUCGCAGGUGUUAUAUACAAGGUGAUUGGAUCCUUCUUCUUCCUGCUUGCUUGCGCACUCUACAAACCACCUCCCCCUGAAUCUGUUCCGGGAAGCUCUGACGCCUCUGAAAAUGGCAACUGCGACGUCCAAGAGAACAAAUACCCACAUCAAUCUCAAGACGACAUAUAGCACGGAGGAUAUGACAAGUGACUUUCACACCAUUUCCAAGACACUGUGUCUAAAGAAUAUGUAUUCGUCUUUUCCUGUUAAAUGAUUGGUAUUAUUUUUCUUCAUUUCCCCCUCCUCCGGGGAAGAAUAAUUUAAUGGUAUAUAAUUUAGUAUUUUCUGAACAGCAAAAGCACACUGCAAAACUUGUGCACUGGCCUUGCCACCUUGAAGCCUAUCACCAGGGUUUGGGACCCUUUUUCCCAGUGUGGAAGAUGGAGGUGCCAGGAUUUUUGGAAAGGCCACAGCCAGUUUCAGAUGUCUCUCACAUGUGGCUGCUGCCAUUUUGGAAUGGAGCGCCGCCAUUUUGAAAUUUAUUUAUUUUUCUAAACCAAGAUGACAGCACCUGUGAGGCACUGGAAUGUGUUCUGCUUGGCUCGAGUGGGCAACAUUCACUUUACAAAGUGUCCCAGCCUUGCAUUUAGAGACCAACUUUAAGCGUAACCUCAGCAUGCCACAAUGUUUUGUGGCGUCAACCAACCUCACAGUGUUAAUUUAUGUCAAGAAGGGCUAAACAUAGCUUCAGACCAUUCCUGUAUAAAGCACUUAAAGAGGCAAGCAGAGUUCACCCCCAUGGGCCGUGUGUGGACGCUGGUACAAGCUCUUCUCUGGUGUAAAUGUAAUUUGGCUGGUUUGUCGCUGCUCCUCAGGCAGGAAGUUCUGUGGUAACGUUCUUGGUCCUCUUCCUUUUUGGGGGGUUUUCUGCUCAUCACUCGGGGGCUGCAACAUCACGGUGACUCACAGAUAUGCAUUGGCCUCCAUAGAUCAAAUACGACAGGCAGAAUUUCCAUAACACCACACCUCGAAACAUCAUUUCUAACGGAAGCCAUUCAUAUAUUUAGCCAUGAGUCACUAAGUGAGGAAGAUGCAUUUGUGGUGGAUCCGCCUUUUUUAUUUUAUUUUAUUUUUUACUGUGAACAGUCGUCUUACCAACACAGCUCCUGUCUAGGCUUCUCUCUUGCAGCUGUUUUGUCUGUCGUGUAUAUUUUGCUCUUGGUGCUCCAAGUGGUUUCCCAGGCACUGUAACCCUCCCCAGGAAGUUCCCCAUGGAAAGGAAGCUCUCUGAACUUGCUCUGUCUUAAAAGGAAGGCCUUAUACUUGCUAUCUACUGAUGCUAAAAACGCACCAUACAUUUAAAGCCCGUGACUUUCCCCAAAGCAUCCUGGGAGCAAUAGUUUUUUUUAAAAGGGUGCUGGGAGUUAUAGUUCUGAGAGUGGCAAACUACAGUUCCCAGGAUUCUUGGAGGAAACAAUGUGCUUUAAAUGUGUACACAGUGGUUGGAGUUGGCACCCCAUUCCCACCAGAAACUAUUUUACUGUUUCUGUACCCCUGUGAGUUCACUCCCCGGUGUGAGUGUGUGGCUCCAGAACCAAUUCUUUUUCCGGCCUGGACUGCGUGUACAGCUGUUUCUCGUGUGAGGAGAAGCACUGAGACAAAUUAUUUCCUCAUAUUCGUUUAUGCCUUUUGCCUCCUCUGGGAUUUAAGCUGUCUGGAAAGCAAGCCUUAUGAGGAACAGUUGAGGGAAUUGGGUAUGUUUAUCCUGGAAAAGGGGAGAGGAGACUGAGAGGAGAUGUGAUAGCCAUCUUCAAAUAUCUCAAGGGUGGUCACAUGGAGGAAGGAGCAAGCUUGUUCUUCCCUGAUCUGGAGGGUGGGACCUGAACCAGUUGCAAGCAAGGAGGUUUCAACUAUCAGGAAGAGCUUUAUGACAGUAAGAGCUGCUCAACAGUGGAACAGAUUCCCACAAGAGGUGGUAGAAUCUCCUUCCUUGGAGGUUUUUAAGCAGAGGUUGGGUGGUUGUCUUAUAUCAGCGAUGUCCAACAGGCCGAUCGCAAUCUACCGGUCGAUCGUGGAGCAUCCCUGGUCACUCCUGGUCGAUGGUGUGAUCCUGACCCCUCCCCCCAAAAAGAAGCUCAACAACUCUGGGUAGAUCACUGCCAGUUUUUUAUAGUGGAACUAGAUCGCAGUCUCUUGGAAGUUGGACAUCCCUGUCUUAUAUGAUUUAAUUGAGACUGCUGCAUUGUAAUGCAGCUACUGAGCCCCCUUUAAAUUCCUGCUGCCCUUCCCCCUCCCCUUUAACCCCGCCCCCAACUUUCCAUCCACACCAGGCCACUGGGUCUUGGAGGCACCAUUUUAAUUUCCCAUAAUGCCUUGAGACAUCGUGAAACAUUAAAAUGGUAUCUCCAAGACACUACUUAGUGCUGGUCAAAGGACUUCUGUUGACCACUGUCACUGCUAAGUAAGCCCACCAAGAGACCCCACGCAUAGCUGUCAACCUUUCCCCCUUUUUUAAGGGAAAUUCCCUCAUUCCGAAUAGGAUUCCUCACAAGAAAAAGCCCCACUGACAGAGGACAGGGCCAAUCAAAAGACAUUUCUCAGAGAGCCCCUUCCAACUAGGAGCUGACUUCAGCUCUUCAGCAUGUGUGAAGUAAGCACCCAUGAGAUCUCAUGAGUGUAUGAGAGAGAUCAGUUCAUGGUGAGGAGUUCUAUUUUCUGAUGAGUGUAAAGGAACUUCUUCUUUCUCCCUUCCUCACAAUAUUUAGUAAGGGAGCAUGACGAGACUUGUAUUUCACGGUGCCAAAGGCCACGGUCAAUUUCAAAACGAGGGGAAAUUGUGCCAAGCACAGUUUCAAUGGGGAUUCAAAACGGGGGGAGAAAAUGAAGGCAUGCUCCAUUCUUCUAGCUCGCCCCC